Molecule: messenger RNA, 793 nt
Organism: Hordeum vulgare subsp. vulgare (domesticated barley)
Lineage: Eukaryota; Viridiplantae; Streptophyta; Magnoliopsida; Poales; Poaceae
Product: rapid alkalinization factor-like
Exons: 1
Coding region: 81-476 (131 amino acids)
Source: RefSeq, a predicted model, not a curated record
GCACGUUCGCUCCUGUCCUGGCUCCACCACCCCACGCAUCCCAGAGCACAGCAGCCUCCAUUGCCGCUCUCUCGUCAACCAUGGCUCGGCAAACGCAGCUCCUGUUCGUAGCCACGCUCGUGGCCUCUGCCACAGCGGCCGCGGCGGCAGUGGAGCUCGUCGUCCAGGGGCGCACGGCGGAUGUGGCGGGGUGGAUGCGUUCGGGACCCAGCUCCUGCGAAGGCACGGUAGAGGAGUGCCUGCGCGAGCGCGAGCACGACGGAGGAUUUGGACUCAGGCGGCGCCUUUUCUACGAGGAGGAAGAGGAGGAUGGCGGCGGCUACCCUACGCAUACGCAGUACAUCAGCUACUCCGCGCUGAUGAGGGACUCGGUGCCGUGUUCCGUGCCCGGCGCGUCCUACUACAACUGCCAUCCGGGCGCCGUCGCCAACCCCUACUCGCGUGGCUGCUCCGCCAUCACCCAGUGCCGCGACUAGCCGGACCACCGCCCUAUUUUCUCCCUCAGGCUGCAGCAGCUCUGCUUCGUCAGUUAUUUUUGUUCUCUGUCCACUUUGUGAUGUUUUUGGGUGACGGUCGAUACACGAGCUACACGUCCAGCACUGUUACGUGGAUGGAACAAGUUGAAGUGACAGAGGCUUGUAUACUACCGCCCUGUUUGUUUACAGGGAUUUUGUCGCCCUAUUUAUUUCCAGGGACUAACUAAAGAAACUUUUUUUUUAGUCCCUAUGUAAUCAAACAUGAGGGAUUUUUUUUAAGGUCUAAAAAAACUUUAUUGGACGGACUUUUUUCUUUA